AAAGUAUUGCCGCAUAACGCAAUUUGCCGAAAAAUCAGGAUAAUAUAUUUUCUCUACUCUGAAUGUUAUUAUUAUUAUCUUAUAAUAACUUUUUGCUUUGAUCUCUAUCCAUAUACCUUGCUCACAACUUAGCAACAUAGUUUAACCCUACUCUGAAAAAUGGCUUUAUUCUUACUUUUUGUUGUGUUCUCCCUGUCUUGUGUGAAGGGUGUAGAGCUAAAAAACUCAUCACUACCUUCUUGUGAUUUUCCUGCAAUCUACAACUUUGGGGACUCUAACUCAGACACUGGAGGCAUUUCAGCUGCAUUUCAACCAAUUCCUUCACCAUAUGGUGAUGGCUUUUUCCAUAAACCUUCUGGAAGAGAUAGCGAUGGUCGUGUCAUUCUUGAUUUCAUAGCUGAGAAGCUAAAUUUGCCAUAUUUAAGUGCUUAUCUGAAUUCACUUGGAACCAAUUAUAAACAUGGUGCAAAUUUUGCAACUGGUGGAUCCACCAUUAGGAGACAGAAUGAGACUAUAUUUGAAUAUGGAAUAAGUCCAUUCUCUCUUGAUAUUCAAAUUGUGCAGUUCAAUCAGUUCAAAACAAGAACAAAGCUGCUUUACCAAGAAGCAAAGAAUUCAGUUGAAAGAAGCAAGCUUCCUGUACCUGAGGAAUUCUCUAAGGCACUCUACACAUUUGAUAUUGGUCAAAAUGAUCUCUCUGUUGGGUUUAGAAAGAUGAACUUCGACCAAAUUCGUGUAUCCAUGCCAGAUAUAGUUAACCAGUUAGCUUCUGCAGUCAAAAAUAUAUACCAACAAGGGGGGAGGUCAUUUUGGAUACACAACACUGGUCCCAUUGGGUGUUUGCCAGUGAACCAAUUUUACAAACAUAAUCUACCAGUUGGAUAUCUUGACCAGUAUGGAUGUGUAAAUGAUCAUAAUGUGAUGGCUGUUGAAUUCAACAAGCAGCUUAAAGACAGAGUUGUCAAGAUGAGAACGGAACUUCCAGAAGCUGCAAUUACUUAUGUAGAUGUUUAUGCUGCAAAAUAUGGACUAAUCAGCAAUACCAAAAAUGAAGGAUUUGUGGAUCCAAUGAAUAUAUGUUGUGGGUAUCAUGUGAAUGAUACUCAUAUAUGGUGUGGGAAUUUGGGAAGUGCAAAUGGGAAAGAUGUGUAUGGUACUUCAUGUGAAAAACCAUCAAUGUAUGUGAGUUGGGAUGGUGUUCAUUAUGCUGAGGCUGCUAACCGUUGGGUUGCUAAUCGUAUACUCAAUGGAAAUUUCACAGACCCAUCAACACCAAUUUCACACGCAUGUUAUAGGGGCAUUAAAAGCAUCAGUUAGAUUAGAACCAUUUCUGUUAUGCAAAUUCUUAAAGGGAAUUUCACUUUUAUUAUUCAUGUAAUAAUAGAUGAAAAACCAAUGCUUGGAAUUCCUUGAAUGUUCUCAGACGAAACAUUCAUUGGCAAUUCACCUUCUAAUAAAUGCUUUCAAAUGUUUGGUUGCAACAAACAUUGAAACUUUAUCUUUCGCUUUAAAUAAAUGUCUGAAAACAUUACCUUUCUUAA
Molecule: messenger RNA, 1541 nt
Organism: Cicer arietinum (chickpea)
Lineage: Eukaryota; Viridiplantae; Streptophyta; Magnoliopsida; Fabales; Fabaceae
Product: GDSL esterase/lipase At5g14450
Molecular function (GO): hydrolase activity, acting on ester bonds
Source: RefSeq, a predicted model, not a curated record